AUGAGGGCCAACGGGCAAGCAAACUUGCAACCGGUGAACAACCGGUUGUCUCAUACUGAGAUCAAUGGGGGUGUCACCAUCGAGGGCCGACACCAAAGAGAGAAACAGUUCUUCUCAACAAUUCCGCCUUGGACUGAGCUCAAAAGAGACCGAGUCAGUAUCAAUGCAUUGAAGUCCUUCCUAGGUCAUCUUUUGUACGACCACAUCCGUUCUGAAUUUCCGGCCGUUGUAGCGGAUAUUGAACGACUUUCUCUGGAAACUCAAAAGGAAUUGGAGAUUCUUGGUCCCUCCCGUCAGACCCCUGCAGAACAGAGACGGUUCUUGACACGUAUCUCAUCCACUUAUCAGAAGGAGGUUGACAAGGCCUUAAAUAGAAACUAUAGCGCUGAUCUGGAGGCAUUAAGCAUACUCAAGCUUCGGAUGCAUUUACGGCAGUAUGCGGAUGAUUCUGCCAAGUCUAUGGCAACGAACGGGCAUGCCAAAGUGUUCCGUACGAUUCGAGAUGAAAACGAUCCAGAGUUCCGCAGGCCAGCAGAUGACUUAGACAACAUAUACGACUGGAUAAGGCGUUACUACCUUGACUCCCGAGGCUCUGAGCUACCAGGAACAGUGAACCCCAUUGUGUUGCAGAAUAUGUUCCGCCAGCAGUCCAGCCCAUGGGAGGAAAUAGCGGUCAAAUACCUUGAGAUUUCCUCCGCGGUUCACUCUUACAAUGAAACAAUUUUUGCAGAAAUUCUGCCUGACGAGGAUGUGAGAGAGAAGCUCUGGGGAAUUGUAUCUUCUCGGGAACAGGAGACAUACGAUCAAGCGCAUGAACAGCUCCUCAAGAUACUGAAAGACGAACGAGGGGGUAUCCUGCAGACUGUCAACCACUACAGUAACCAUACAAAAACAGUCUUGGCAAAGUCUACAAAAUAUUAG
Messenger RNA from Penicillium canescens, 921 nucleotides. RefSeq lists its product as uncharacterized. The transcript has 2 exons. Gene Ontology annotation, molecular function: GTPase activity; microtubule binding. Bases 1 to 921 code for a protein of 306 amino acids. NCBI's taxonomy places the organism in Eukaryota, Fungi, Ascomycota, Eurotiomycetes, Eurotiales, Aspergillaceae. Gene Ontology annotation, cellular component: microtubule; cytoplasm; membrane. The record is from RefSeq and is a predicted model, not a curated record.